Messenger RNA from Glycine soja, 602 nucleotides. RefSeq names its product calcineurin-binding protein 1-like. The transcript has 5 exons. Gene Ontology annotation, cellular component: nucleus. NCBI's taxonomy places the organism in Eukaryota, Viridiplantae, Streptophyta, Magnoliopsida, Fabales, Fabaceae. Gene Ontology annotation, biological process: chromatin organization. The coding region runs from base 35 to 367 and encodes 110 amino acids. Gene Ontology annotation, molecular function: nucleosome binding. The record is from RefSeq and is a predicted model, not a curated record.
GAAUUCGCAGCGUUGAAUUAUUAGUUAUGAUAAAAUGGCUUUGGUUUUGCAUUUUCAUUUCUCAAUUGCAGCUAUCAAUGAUACUGACUCGAAAAGUCAGUGGGAACCUUUAGCUCCCACGAAAGAAGCACAUGAAUUUCAUCUUUCCCAAACUUAUCAUGAAGGACUUCUCAAGUUACAAGCAAAAGAGUAUGAGAAGGCUCGCGAGCUCUUAGAAUCUGUCCUUAAAUAUCCUCUUAUUGCUAAUGCUCAGGUGGAUAGUAGUGCCAGUGAUGGUCAUCUAUUGCAACUCAGUAUCAUUAUACCACGUGCCUUGUUAGCUGCUGCUCUUUCAAAUGAUUUGGUCAUACUAAGUCUGCAACUGUAAAGCCAUAAAUUUCAACUUCUAGCUUAUGGGUGUUGAGAAAGGCAUCAAAUUGGAAGGCUUGUCAGUGGUAUAGAUCUUUAAGGCACUUGAAGAUUUGUUUACCUUUGUUGGUUAGUUUCUAGCUUAUGUGUAAAUUUCUGUUUACCUUUGUGCAACAUUUGUUUUUGUCACUUUUCUUUUGCAACAUUUGAAUGUAAAUUAUAUCAAAAAAUAUGUUUUUUUUUUUCUUUUUCUA